Triticum urartu is the source of this 584-nucleotide messenger RNA. RefSeq names its product lysM domain-containing protein ARB_03438-like. Gene Ontology annotation, molecular function: chitin binding. The record is from RefSeq and is a predicted model, not a curated record. NCBI's taxonomy places the organism in Eukaryota, Viridiplantae, Streptophyta, Magnoliopsida, Poales, Poaceae.
CGAGCACCUAUCAUCCGCUUAUACAUAUAUCCUUUCUUCGCGUCGGCAGCAUCUGCAUCUGCAAUGGCGAAGAACCACGGAGCCGCUGCUCUCCUGAUCGCGUCCCUGCUCGUGGUGGCCGUCGCCCUCGCCGACGCCAGGUUCACCGCGACGCAGAUGCAGCGCGGCAGCAUUAACGGAGUUUAUGCAUUGACGAAGGCGGUGCCGGCGCUGACGUGCAACAAGGUGAGCGCGGUGCAGACGGGUGAGACCUGCUCCUCCCUCGCGGAGAGUGCCGGUCUGACCCAGGAGGACUUCCUGGGCUUCAACCCCAACAUCAACUGCAUCGGGAUCUUCGUCGGCCAGUGGGUCUGCCUCGACGCGUCCUCUGCCUAACACGCCGUUGGAUGUACGUGCGCAGCGUCGUUAAGUUGCUGCUAUUUAUGCAUGAAUAAAGGAGGCUAAGUCGCUCUGACGCUCCUCAGUGUGCCUCCGCCAUUAUUCGAGUUGAGUGUGGUAUUUUUACUUCCCUCACAAAAGGAUCGAGGUUGUAGUCCGUCACUCUGUCUUUGUGCCAGCUUUGGCUUAAAAACCGGUUCAGUUAG